Coniosporium apollinis CBS 100218 is the source of this 630-nucleotide messenger RNA. RefSeq lists its product as uncharacterized. Gene Ontology annotation, biological process: vacuolar proton-transporting V-type ATPase complex assembly. The record is from RefSeq and is a predicted model, not a curated record. Lineage: Eukaryota; Fungi; Ascomycota; Dothideomycetes. The transcript has a single exon. Gene Ontology annotation, cellular component: Vma12-Vma22 assembly complex; extrinsic component of endoplasmic reticulum membrane. Bases 1 to 630 code for a protein of 209 amino acids.
AUGGCUGCAACGCUUCCAACCCCUCCACCUGAGCUCCCCAAUCCACCCUCCGCUCCCUCCCGCGAAGCCCUCCUCGACAACCUCGACACCCUCCUCGAACGCUACCUCCAUCUCCUCGACGAAUACCAAGCCGCGCGCCAGCAGCUCCAGAAACAGCUGUCUGCGGGGUACAUAUCUCUCGCGCAAGCAAACUUCAGUGCGCCGAGGGGUGUGAGAUAUGGACGGGACUGCUACGACGAGCGGAUGGGGGGGGCUACGCGACGCGUAGCCGUCUCUACAUCCGACAACCGGCAGACAAUCAAGAUCGAGGUGCCAGAGAGCACGAUGGGCGCUGCAGAUAUCUCACCUGCCGCCGCCAUCACCUCCAAAGACGACGCCGAAGAGCCCAGGCAGCCGGAAGUGCACCCCGCCGACCCCACACAGCCUAUACAGCAGGAACACCCAAAACCAAAGAACCCAAUAACAAUGUUCGGCAUCCUCACCCCACCAGCCCUCCGCGCCGCGCAGUCGUCCUUCGUCAAAGCAGUCGAGGGACCGGUACCGCGGCUCGUGGAGCUGGGGGCGCGGCUUAGGGCACUGGAGGUUGAGGUUGGAAGAGCGAGGAAGGCUUUACGGAAGGCUGAGGGGUGA